This is a messenger RNA of Chanos chanos (milkfish), 2690 nucleotides long. Its product is annotated as phosphatidylinositol 4-kinase type 2-alpha. The coding region runs from base 1 to 1338 and encodes 445 amino acids. The transcript has 9 exons. Gene Ontology annotation, cellular component: plasma membrane; trans-Golgi network; lysosomal membrane. Lineage: Eukaryota; Metazoa; Chordata; Actinopteri; Gonorynchiformes; Chanidae. The record is from RefSeq and is a predicted model, not a curated record. Gene Ontology annotation, molecular function: 1-phosphatidylinositol 4-kinase activity. Gene Ontology annotation, biological process: Golgi organization; endosome organization; phosphatidylinositol phosphate biosynthetic process.
AUGGACGAAACGAGUCCUCUUGUUUCACCACUCCUGGACUCCUCGGAUUACAGCCCCACAGAAGCAGCGAGUCCUCGAGGCUUGUUUGGUGGGACGCCGGGUUCUGUUGUUCGUGUACAAGCUGAAAGCUCUGGACGAAACCGAGAACGGCAGCCGCUUCUAGAUCGGGACAGAGGCAGCUCUCCGCGAAACAAUCAAAAGAACGCAUUUCCCGACGACCCAGAGUUCAGAGAAAUAAUUAGGAAAGCAGAGCGUGCUAUUGAAGAAGGAAUCUACCCAGAAAGAAUCUAUCAAGGGUCCAGUGGAAGCUAUUUUGUUAAAGAUACACAAGGGAAGAUAAUUGGGGUAUUUAAGCCUAAAAACGAAGAACCGUACGGUCAGCUGAACCCUAAAUGGACCAAAUGGUUGCAGAAGCUCUGCUGUCCCUGCUGCUUUGGCCGGGACUGUUUAGUUCUGAACCAGGGUUACUUAUCGGAGGCCGGAGCCAGUCUAGUGGACCAGAAACUGGAGCUCAGCAUUGUACCCAAGACUAAGGUUGUGUAUCUGGCCAGUGAAACCUUUAAUUACAGCGCUAUUGAUAGAGUCAAGUCUCGGGGCAAGAAACUAGCCCUGGAAAAAGUGCCAAAGGUUGGGCAGCGUUUUCACAGAAUAGGGCUCCCUCCAAAGGUGGGGUCCUUCCAGUUGUUUGUGGAAGGGUACAAAGACGCUGACUUUUGGCUGCGGCGCUUCGAGGCUGAGCCUCUUCCAGAGAAUAACAGGCGUCAGCUCCAGAUGCAGUUUGAGAGACUGGUGGUUCUCGAUUAUAUCAUCAGAAACACAGAUCGCGGGAAUGACAACUGGUUGAUAAAAUAUGAUUGUCCAAUGGACAUGGGAGAGAGCCGGGAUACAGACUGGGUUGUGGUGAAAGAUCCUAUUAUUAAAUUAGCCGCCAUAGACAAUGGUUUGGCCUUUCCUCUCAAACACCCUGACUCCUGGAGAGCCUAUCCGUUCUACUGGGCGUGGCUAGGCCAGGCCAAAGUGCCCUUCUCACAGGACAUUCGGGACCUCAUUCUUCCCAAGCUCUCUGAUCCAAACUUCGUCAAGGAUCUGGAGGAAGAUCUCUAUGAGCUUUUCAAAAAAGAUCCAGGCUUUGACAGAGGCCAGUUUCACAAGCAGAUUGCAGUGAUGCGAGGGCAGAUCCUGAACCUGACCCAGGCUCUGAAAGAUGGGAAGAGCCCCCUGCAGUUGGUCCAGAUGCCUCCCGUCAUAGUGGAGACAGCGCGCGCUCCUCAGCGGGCCAACAGCGAGGCCUACACACAGAGCUUCCAGAGCAGACGACCCUUCUUCACCUGGUGGUAGAAACGAACACCGCCCAACCCGAGCUACGCUAUGAAAAGAUGGCAUGAAAGAAAAAAAAACAAAACAAAACAAAAAACACAGAAGUUGAGUUGCCAAACUUCUAACAUGUCCACUCCCAACUGCCUGUGUCGUACAGGAACCCAUGAAACAGUUGUCCCCUCUGUGCCUUUGAAUGUCCAUAAUAUGGGAAGCGGAGUGAGACAACCUUGGUCUACUCGCUACCGUUCCCAGGUCACGCCAGCCUCCUCCAGCCUCGACUUGACUUCUCACCCCCCUCUUCAUUUCAAUUUGUGACUUCAGCUGAUCGAUUUCUGUGCCUAAAGCUACAGGUCACAAGUCACGAGUCACUUCCCUUAUGGUACACUAGAGGGAGCUACAAGCUGUCCGGAGCCCAUACUGCAGUUCAACCCACUGAGUAUUCGAUUUGCCUUGCGCUCCUUCUGACCGGAGGAAUUGAAGGACGACUGAUUAAAUGAAACGGACUGAUUAACCUCAGUCUGUGAGCAUUCCAAGGGGGGUGAAACAUGGUUUUUUUUUUGUCAUUUCAAAGUAUUUCAGGCACAUGGAAAUUGAACCAUUGAUAAAAUAUAUCUGUUGUUAAGAGUUUAGAGGGCUGUGUAGACACUCAGAAAAUAAGGUUGCAUAUUUCAUUGUUUUGGUCCAACCCUCCGUUCCCGGUCCAUUUAUUGGAUGCUGAAUGCAAUCCCAAAUGCAAAGUUUAAAACCUAAAACAAAAUUUCAAUCUGUGCAUUCCAGCUAAUGCGAGGAGUUUCUGUGUUGAUGCCAAUUGUAUUCCGCCUAUAUGCUAUUUUUUUUAUUAGAAACAAAUAUAUAAAAAUAUAUUGUCUAAUGAUAGAUGAGCUUUCUCAACACUGCACGUUUUGCAGUGCCAACCAGAGGUCAGUGGCUGACCAGAAACUGUGAAACUUUGUUUUUCUCUCUCUCUCUCUCCCUCCUUGAAUUCAAGCUUGCACAGUGCAGUGAUGUUUAGUUAACUGCUCUCAGCUACUGUACAACUGAGAGCCUUAGUCCUCACCAUUCCCUAUAGCCUUCAUAACAUGGAUCUAAGCUUUAAGCACUGGACAGUUUCUGCUGUCUGUGUCUAAUGUGCCAGGAACGUUUAGUUCAUAUUGGCUGCCAGAACAUUCAUUUUCGUGGUAUAAAUCAAUGGAAUAUGGAUGAAAUGUCAUUGUUUGCUCUGGAUUUGCGAACAGCAUCAUGGGAAAUGCUGGCCGUCCAUGAAGUGUACAGGGGGACAAAACUAGUUUCAUCAAAUGAAUUCCAGGGCUCAGUUUCUCUUCCCCUCUUUUAAACUAACAUUUCCCGACAGUUGUGUGUGGGUGUGUGUGUGG